AUGAAGGAUGAAAUUGAGGCUUCAGAUGUUGAUGGAGACUCACCGCUCAGCACAGCCAAGAAGCUUCUUCAAGAACUGCGUGAACAGGCCAACAAAGAUAGAGAUUUCACGAAGAUUGGUGGAGAAAUUUCGCAGUGCGUUUUUGGACGAUUCGAAGUUCAGCCAUCUGCUCGACUUUACGUUGCUGUGCCAGCUCUGAUGGUGAACUAUGUCGAACACAUGUUGGUAUGUAGAGAUCGACUGAAGAAACGUUUGGCCUAUAUUCUUACGGUACUCAAUCUCUGGCCACAAUUUACAUCAUUGAACUGGUUCCGAUCAGUGACGAAGAAAUGCGCUGCUGAUCAUGAGAUGUUGACGGAGGAGAUGAAGACGUCAAAGGAUUCACGUGGCGUUCACCUGAAAGCUACUCGGCUAAAUGCGUAUGAAAGGGAAUUCAAGCUAUUGUCGUUCACUUUUCAAUCAGCACGGGUAUUCUUCUCAGUCGAUGAUGAUGAGGAUUAA
Ostertagia ostertagi is the source of this 501-nucleotide messenger RNA. The record is from the annotation of a GenBank genome assembly. NCBI's taxonomy places the organism in Eukaryota, Metazoa, Nematoda, Chromadorea, Rhabditida, Trichostrongylidae.